This is a messenger RNA of Zea mays, 1067 nucleotides long. RefSeq lists its product as uncharacterized. The record is from RefSeq and is a predicted model, not a curated record. Bases 1 to 963 code for a protein of 320 amino acids. NCBI's taxonomy places the organism in Eukaryota, Viridiplantae, Streptophyta, Magnoliopsida, Poales, Poaceae. The transcript has 6 exons.
AUGACAUGGAUCGAAGCCGCCGCCGCACGCCUCCGCCGGCGCGCACGCUCCCGCCCCCGCCCGCCGCUCCCGACCACGCCCCCGCCCGUCGCGCCCGCCGGCGUGCCCGACCCCAGCACCGCCCGCCCGCUCGCCGUGUUCUCGCACAGCAGCAGCCCACUCAAUGGCGGCGGCUCUCUCUCUGACAGCCCGCCGGUCACUCCAGAGAUCGAUAACGCAAAGCAUCGGGACCUCCACUUCGAGGCAGCAGCCCAGGAGCUUGACGAUGUUCUUGUGGUUGAUCUGGGAGAGGAUGAGCAUCUGCUUGCCGAACUCCUUCUGCUGCUCGCUGGCCAUCGACGAGAUGAACCGUUUAACCGCGACAACACCGCCGUCCUUGAGCAGGCCCCUGUAGACGGUGCCGAAGCCACCGUGGCCGAGGAUGUUCUUGUCAGCCAAGUUGUCGGUCGCCUCGACGAGCUCUGCUUCUGUGAAGACGAUGAAGGUCUCGUUGCCCACUUCCCAUAUCAGGAUGGCAGGUACACAAUGUUUGCUAACGGUAUCGACUCGAGCCAGGUGAGGGUUCAACGUGGAGGUUCAUCGAGGUCUGCUACUCGUAGCUCCCAUCGCUCCACUCAAGAUCCAGCAGAAGUGGAGCAACUGCGAGAAGAACUUAGGCGACAUCAGGAUUACUUGAAGCAACAAGCUGCACAACAUAAAUAUUAUACUACACAGAUUCAACAACAACAAACACUCAUACAACAACUAGCACAGGUCCAAGGGAUACAUGUCCCAGUGCCCCCACCACCACCACCACCUCUCGUUCAUUAUCCUUGGUCUUCACCUCCACCUACACCUAUAUCUCCAUCUACCGAACAUCAGACCCCUCCAGCUACCUUGCCGACGCAUGAACGAGAAGACGGGUUAGACUUUGUCGAAACCCUAUUCGCUAGUGGAGGUAUCGACCAUCACUCGUCACUGUAACCCGAUGGUGAUCGGCGACCGUGAGCUUCUAUGUUAUUGUAUUCUGAUACUUGAGACUUUUAUUAUGACUAUGUAUGAGAUAUUGUCUCUUAUUAGUACUGGAA